Messenger RNA from Guillardia theta CCMP2712, 2079 nucleotides. RefSeq lists its product as hypothetical. The transcript is spliced from 23 exons. Lineage: Eukaryota; Cryptophyceae; Pyrenomonadales; Geminigeraceae. Gene Ontology annotation, biological process: protein phosphorylation. Bases 1 to 2079 code for a protein of 692 amino acids. Gene Ontology annotation, molecular function: protein kinase activity; ATP binding. The record is from RefSeq and is a predicted model, not a curated record.
AUGGAGGAGGAGGAGGAGGAGGAGGGGGUGCCUCAGCUCCAUGGGGCUUCACCCAAUGUGGAUACGAGGAGAAGGCCAGCGACGAGAGGGACGAGGAAGGAGAGCGAGAGCCUGUCAGACCUGGAAGACAUAAUCCCUGUCAACCAAGGUCGCCUGCAGAUGUAUGCCGUCGGCAAGAAGAUAGGCAGUGGAAAGUUCUCAGUGGUAUUUCGAGCGAGGAUGUCAGACGGCAGGAACGUGGCGCUGAAGAAGAUCAACAUCUUCGACAUGAUGGACGCGAAGAGCCGAAACAAAUGUCUGAGAGAAGUAGAUCAACUAGUCGGGAAGAGAGCGACGAGAGUGAAGGACCUGUCGCAGGUUCACAUGCUGCGAAGCAUCAGCAAGCACGAGAACCUCAUCGAGUAUCUCGACGCCUUCAUCGAGAACAAUGAGCUCAUGAUCGUGUUUGAGUGGGCUGAGAAUGGAGACUUGCGAAGGCUCCUGAGAAGAGCGACAGCUCCAUUUGAGGAGAGAGAAGUUUGGAAAUAUUUCCUGCAGGUUGCUGGUGCUGUCGCCCACAUGCACGAGCAGAGGAUGAUGCACAGAGACAUCAAGCCAGCUAACAUUUUCAUCUCUGCAAACAACGUCUUGAAGCUUGGCGAUCUUGGACUAGGAAGAGUUUUCUCUGCUGAGUCGGUCGAGACUUUCUCCAAGGUCGGAACUCCCUUGUACAUGUCGCCUGAGGUUCUUCACGGGCAGGGCUACGACUUCAAGUCUGACAUGUGGAGUCUGGGAUGUCUCCUCUAUGAGUUUGCUACUCUCUCCUCCCCCUUCGAGGCGCCGAACCAGAACCUCUACGACAUCUUCAAGCGCAUCAACGAUGGAGACUUCGCUCCUCUCCCCGAGUUGUUCUCUCAAGAGCUCAGAGGCCUCGUCAACAGGAUGCUGCACAAGGACCCGAAGAAACGGCCCACGGCUUCUGAGGCCUUCGCCUUCGCUCAAAUGGCCUGCGACUCCUACCAGGAGCGACCGAGUGGACUGAUGAUGAUGAUAGAGAUCAUUGAUCUCUGCCAACUUCUCGACUACGAGGCUCUCUGUCGUGCUCAAGCCCUCCCUCCCCUCACACCAAGUUUCUUCACGCAUGCUCAUCCUCAUCAUGACAUCAAGUUUCAAUAUUUCACUAGCCUUGUCCUCUGGCUCCUCCGCUUCAACGAUGUUUCAGUCAGCGAGGACAGCAGGGACGGCAGCAGGCACCUCGAGACUCUCGACCCUCUCAACGUUUCUUCUCUCCUCCUCGACGCUUGCAAGCAGCUCGGCAUCGGCAACGACCUCUCUCCUGUUCGACUGAAGACGGGCUACGGGGAAGCCGUUUGCUCCCUCCUUCACUCCCUCCUUCUCCUCACCAUGGCGAGAAUGAAACGCAAGCUCGCGGUCAUGUCGCAUUCAGCGCGUGAGGAAGAAGAGGAAGAAGAGAUCGGCCAAAUGGAGGAGGAGGAGGAGGAGGACAGCGCGUGCGGAUGGCCGGAAGCUCUAGACGGAGAGGCAGAGGAGGAGGCGGAGGGGGAGGGACAGGACCAUCUGGUUGCUGUGCAGCCACCAUGGGUGCCAUGCGCGAGUGAGGACCUGGAAAGGUCGACCCGCUGCUGGGGAGAGGAGCAGACAGCUGACGUCAUGCUCAGGUUGAGCCUGCAGGAGCGACAGCAGGAGGAGUGGAGGAUGCGGAUAGAGGCUCUCUCGAGGGACGUGAAGAUGCAGCGGGCAAGGGCGGAGGAGAUAGGUUUACAGCUGCGAGGGGUGGUAGAGACUUGCCAGCAGGAGGCGAGCUCGAUCAAGACGAGGGAAAGAGGACUGAACUCGAAUGACCACCAAGAGACGAUCAGAGAGCUGAGAGAGGCAGCAGAGGAGCUCACACAAGUCAGUGCCUCGUUCGAGCGCGAAAACGAGAGGAUCGCACAGGUGGCGGAGGAGCUGGAGGCUUCGAGAGUCCGUGUGGAGGACUUGGAGGUCAACGUGCAUGACCGAAGCCCCACAGACAACAUGCGCAAGGCAAUCCCUUCCUUGCUCCCGCUCACACUUGAUCCUCCUCGCCUGCUGCUCUGA